Molecule: messenger RNA, 360 nt
Organism: Lachancea fermentati
Lineage: Eukaryota; Fungi; Ascomycota; Saccharomycetes; Saccharomycetales; Saccharomycetaceae
Source: the annotation of a GenBank genome assembly
AUGGCUCCAAUUACCUCUAGAAAGCAAAAGGUUACCAAGACUUUCACCGUCGACGUUUCUUCCCCAACCGAAAACGGUGUUUUCGACCCAGCUUCUUACGCUAAGUACUUGAUCGACCACAUCAAGGUCGAAGGUCACGUCGGUAACUUGGGUAAUGCCAUCACUGUUGAAGAAGAUGGUUCCGUUGUUACUGUUGUUUCCACCACCAAGUUCUCUGGUAAGUACUUGAAGUACUUGACCAAGAAGUACUUGAAGAAGAACCAAUUGAGAGACUGGAUCAGAUUCGUCUCCACCAAGACCAACCAAUACAAGUUGGCCUUCUACCAAGUCACUCCUGAAGACGAGGAAGACGAAGAGUAA